CUCGUGUUAACAAAAAAUCCGCUGCUUUAGUAAGGAACAGAUAACCAGAUAACACGCCUGAUAGUGUAUGUAGUGAGACAAACUUAACAUUAACCCCCUCACGUGGAAAGAAACAUCAGUUAGUUAUAUCAGGAAAGGAUACAACCCAAAGUGGACGAAAAUAUGGACGAUGAACAAAAGUGGUGGGCAGUUACCUCGACAAGACGACGAUGGGUUCAUUUGGCGUUCAACCUGUUGGUACAGCUGCUGGUGGGGUUGCCCCUGGAGAUCGUACAUAGGUCGUCGCGUUUCGGCACCUUGUACCUGGCGGGGGUCCUGGCAGGGUCAUUCGGCACCUCAGUCUUCGACGCUGACGUGUACCUGGUGGGGGCGUCGGGCGGGGUGUAUGUGCUCCUCGCCGCCCACUUAGCCAAUGUCUUAAUUAAUUACAACAGUAUGCAGUUUGGCUCUUUAAGACUCAUUGGCUUCUUCUUUGGGGGUAAGUUGACCUCUGACCCGGGUCCUGGAGUUACUGUUCGUAACCUUGUACUUUCACUAAUGGUUACAUGUAAUACACUUGGCUUAGACGUUCUCAAGAACUUCGAGCAGCGCCUUCACGAGCAGCUACUGUGGUGGGUGGCGCUCGGAGUGUACGCGGCGUGUACACUCUUCGCUGUUUGGUUUAACCUCUUCCACCCUACCCAUACGUAA
Messenger RNA from Homarus americanus (American lobster), 690 nucleotides. RefSeq names its product protein rhomboid-like. Lineage: Eukaryota; Metazoa; Arthropoda; Malacostraca; Decapoda; Nephropidae. Gene Ontology annotation, cellular component: membrane. Gene Ontology annotation, molecular function: serine-type endopeptidase activity. The record is from RefSeq and is a predicted model, not a curated record.